AUUUUAAAUAGUUGUUUAUCUGUCAAAUAAGAGAAGAGAGAGAGAGAGAAAAAAAAAAUUAUGUACAAAUCAUUAAUAAAACCUUCAAUUGAUUUAAUAUCGUUACUAACCAUAACUUUAACGCUACGUCAACAACUAACAGCUACGAAAAAGCAACCAUUAGCCACGUCAUCAAAGUCAUCGUCAUCACCAUUAACAGCACCAUUACUAGCACCGCGAAGACCAACUACAAAAAUAACGACAGCACCAACAACAUAUCAAUGCCAAAUGUUACGUCAAAAUUUAAAUGAAUUUAUUAUCAAAUCCAACAACAAUAAUAAUAAUAAUAACAACAACAACAACAACAAUAAGCUGCGUAUAACCAAUAUCUUCUAUAAUACAUACGAUUAUGCUGUCGUACUAUUCACGUUGUUGUUGCUGUUAGUUGAAACACCACUAAGUGUGCAUGCGGGCUUGUGCAGCGAGGCUCAGCUAUGUUGUAAUGGACGUGACUCAUCGUGCGUUGUGCAAAAAGCACCCAUAAAUGCCAUUAUUGAGGAUCUAAGUGAUAAACCAUGUUAUUGCGAUCAUGCCUGUCUCAAGUUGGGCGACUGCUGUGUGGAUUUUAAAGAUCAUUGUGGAGUACUCGAUUGCCAAGUUAGUGACUGGGGUCAAUGGAGUGAAUGCAAUGCGAGUUGUGGUACCGGUAUAAUGACACGAACACGUAAAAUUUUGCAAUCACCCCAGAACGGUGGUAAACAUUGUCCGACUUUAAUGCAGAAACGUGGCUGUCAAGGAUAUCGAUGUCACGGACAUCAUGAUAAGAAAAUCUUAAGAGAAACGGCUUUAUUAUUGCCUGCAGCAUUGUCAUACAGUCGCCAUGCCAACGAUAGUCAUGAUAUACGACGCAAUUUGCGUUUACGUUAUCAUGACUCGUACAAGCAUAAUCGUGAACUGGAAUACUGUGUAGAGUUUGAAGUCCUAAAGUCUUCCAAGACCUGCCAUAAAUUGCCACCGUACAACUUAAUGAUAGAAGGUGAUCGUAUUACUGUGCGCUGCGAUCUAGAAGCUUUUGUCUACGAUAAUUCCAGAUCAAAUUCUGUUAAAAACGACACACAUAAGUCCCAGACUCAUUUAGGAACAAAUUUGGAAUUCAUGCAGAAUUCUCAGCAACAAAAUCUUGAUGAUGAUAAUGACAGUCUAGAGGAGAACGACGAAGAGGAGGAUGAUGAAAAUAUGAUAGACGGAAGCAGUAGUGAUCAAGAGCAGCAGCAGGAUGAUUAUGAUAGUUUAACAUUGAAAAGGAAAAUCCGGACUACUACCAGCACAACAACAACGACUACGACCACAAUUGCACCUGCGUUACUAAACACUCCACCGAACUAUCAUUGUCGCGGCGAAGGCCUGCCAGGACGAACUACGCGAUGGAGUGCUUUAGCUGCGCCAUCUUGCCGCGGUAAAUGGUUAAGGCUUACUCUGAGAACACCUAAAAAAUGUACACAUGCGCAAUUCAUUUAUGUUUAAUUGACAUAAUGUAAACAUAACACUUGUAUGCUUUUCGAUGAUUUAUAUAUAAAUGAAAAAUUUUUAUUUUUUUUUCUUUCACCAUAUCUUACAAUAAGAACUUCUUUUCAUCUCCAAACAUUGGAAAGAGAUAAACUUAAAAAUUAAAAGGAAAUACCUUAUUAUGUAUGUAGUAGGUAAACAAAUAAGAAAAAAAAAAAAAAAACAGAAAAAGCGAAAUAUUAAUAAUUAAGUUGACGAUCACCUUUCCUUAUGAACCUACAUGCAGCAAUCAUUACGUCAUUUCGUUUUUAAAAUCAUUGCAAAAUCAAUGUGUAUGAAAUAAAUGAAUAAA
Glossina fuscipes is the source of this 1837-nucleotide messenger RNA. RefSeq lists its product as uncharacterized. The coding region runs from base 61 to 1503 and encodes 480 amino acids. The transcript has 5 exons. Lineage: Eukaryota; Metazoa; Arthropoda; Insecta; Diptera; Glossinidae. The record is from RefSeq and is a predicted model, not a curated record.